Molecule: messenger RNA, 2589 nt
Organism: Maudiozyma saulgeensis
Lineage: Eukaryota; Fungi; Ascomycota; Saccharomycetes; Saccharomycetales; Saccharomycetaceae
Source: the annotation of a GenBank genome assembly
AUGGAUAUUAGAGGUAGAAAAAUGAGAAAGCCACCUGCCUGUGUGCAGUGUCGUAAGAGAAAGAUUGGUUGUGAUCGUGUUAAACCGAUUUGUGGUAAUUGUAACAAAGCUGGUAAAAGUGAUUGUUUCUACCCAGAUGUUCCAGGUAGAUAUGUUCCAUCUAGUAGUUCAUACACUAGUACAAAACAGCAUGUUGAUAGACCAGUUGGAAAUUUGAUCACUAAUUAUAAUUCGAUUCCACAUUCCAAAGAGGCUACAUCGAUUUUACAACAUAAUCCUGAAUUGGCGUCUUUAGAACAAAUUAGAGAAUAUAAUACACGUUUACAAUUAUUAAGUCAAGAUCAAAGUAGAGCAUCUCCAUCUCCAUUGGAAAAUGCUCAAUUUAUACCUAGAGCUACUACUAGUUUCGAAAAUAAACCAGUAUCAUCAGCUAAUGAAUCUUCCCGUCAUUUGAACUGGGUUCAAGGACCUGCAAUCUUUGAUCAAAUGACAGCUCCUUAUACGCAAGAAGAAGUUAUGUUGAAAGAAAUGAAUUUCUUAAGGAAAAGAUUAUUGGAAUUACAAGAAGUCACUGGGAAGAAAGUUCAAGGUGUCGAUUUAUCAUUUGAUGCUUCUUUAAAUAGAGUUAAUGAUUAUUCUUCUAACAAUAAGUCUAAUAAUAAGAAGAGAAAGAUUGAUGAUAAAGUUACCGAUGGUAUAUCAGAAGCAGAAUUAAAAUUUAAUGAAAUUUUAGAUGAAUUUAAGGAUUUGGAUCCAAGAUUUCUGGAUUAUACAAAGAUUUUCUCAAUCUUUGGUUCUCAAAACUUACCUUUACCAGAUUUUGAAGAUACACCAAAUUCUAUUUAUACUAAUCAUUUCUUAACUUUAAGAGAUAAUUUUUCUUAUAAUUUUAGAAAAACUUUCGCAUCAGUAAUUAAAAAUAAUUAUGAAGCAGAAUUGACGUCAUGGAAACGUGAAAAAAUUGAGCUUGCAAGUUUAAAUCUAUUAAAUGGUCCAGUUGAAGAUAAUAAACCGACACAAAUUAAGUUCCCAUCUCGUGAUAUAACGCAAGCUAUGAUCACUAGAUUCACUUAUAUUGCUAAGGAUAUUAACCUUUUAAUCCCAAUUUUAAAAACUAGAGAACUGUAUAGUUCUAUUGAUCAAUCAUUUGGUCGUGAACCAGUCUUCGAUCCAGCUACUUUAAAUAUUGGACAAUUGAUCACCUUUGGGCAAAUUUCUUUCUGUUUACUAUUUACUUAUGAAUCGUUGGCAUCAUCAGUUUUAAUUAUCUUAAAGGAUGAACAAUUGGAAGGAUUUAAUCAAUUAAUAGAGUUUUUGCCACAAUUGAUGAAAAAUAUUAAUGCAAUUAAAGCUGAAUUAGAUAAGAGAAAAGGAUCUCUUCAAACUAUUGAAACUUUGAAAUUCAUUGCAUUAUACAAAUUCUAUCAAACUAUUACAUCUUUAUCAUCAUCUGGCGCAGAUAAAGUAAAUGAUUUUGUUGAUUUUGAUGAAGAUGUUCAUUUAGCUUUACAUUUAGGUAUUAAUGAUGAACAAAAAGAUGAAAAUAAUAUGCUAAUUUGGAAUUUUAUCUAUAAAAAUUAUUGUUGGAGACACUCCUUUAAAGGUGAAGUCCCUAUUAUGAUGGUCGGUGAUAAAUUAAAUACUGCACCAAUUGUUGAUACUUUAUUAAGUUCGGAUUUUUCCUUUUUAACAUAUCAAAUGGAAACUUUGCAAUAUUUACAAUCUAAGGAUCAAAUACUUUCUCUAGAAAAAGUGGUUCGUAUUAAAGAUAUUUUUAAAAAUAAAUUUGAUGCUCAAACAAAGAGAUGCGUAAUGUCAGGUUCAACAGCAAUUGCUGUUAAUAAUGUCAUUGACACAAUUAUUUACAGAAAGGGAAUGUUAUAUAUGACUUAUUACAUCCUAUUACAAUAUGAAGUAUUAAAGGAUACCGAAAAUUUCAUUAAAAUAUACAAAGAAUUACUUCAAAUGAUUCAAGAUACAAUCUUUUACAUUUUCUCUAACCUUGCGAAUAAGACUAUAGCAGGUUAUGAAUUUCUGUAUAUGAAUAAAUUAUUCAUUACUCUAAGAUUAAUUUGUACAUUAUUAGUGGCUCUUCAACAACGUAGUAAAUUUGCUUUCGUGGAUAAAGAAAUGGAUAAUAAAGAAAAACUUUUAAGAGAAAGUGGUGCACAAGCUGAUUUGUUUACUACGAUUCUAAGAAAGUUAUUAAUGUUACUUGAAGAUUACACUAAGAAUUGUAAAGUUAAUAGUUCCAUAAUCGCAAGCACCAUAACAAAGAUACAGACAUCGAUAGCUUUUAUUUCAUUAGCAGAUGAUCCUGUAGAAGGUGAAGAUGUUUCUGAUGAUAUCAAAACAAAGAAAACAGCUCUUGUCGAAGAAAGUAAAAAAACAUUACAAAGUGUGGCAAACAGCUUCGAAAACUUUAGUGUCGAUGACUUCAUCAAGUUUAACAUUACUUUGAAAAAUAUCUCAGAAUCAUUAAUCGUCAAUGAUUUCUACACAAAACGUGAUCGUUUUGUCUCUACUAAUCCAGAAACACUUGGUAUUAAUGCGGAAACCUUUGGUAUAAUAUACAAUGCAAUGGAAUGA